Molecule: messenger RNA, 356 nt
Organism: Racocetra persica
Lineage: Eukaryota; Fungi; Glomeromycota; Glomeromycetes; Diversisporales; Gigasporaceae
Source: the annotation of a GenBank genome assembly
AACGAACCCCUUUUACAAACAUAGAAAACACUUUAUCUACUUCACCUGAUAGCCACCCAAAGCAAAAUGAAAUAAAUGAUUAUAGUUUAAUAGUAAAUAAAAGUUCACCUACUAAUGUUAUUUCAGAGAAUUUGAACGUUGGAAAUGAUAAUGAUGAACUAGAAGAACUGGAACAUAAUCUAAAGGACAACUCUAGGAAUACAAGUUAUCACUUACCUCAAGUUCGUGUUAAGUUAUAUUGUGAAAAAACCUUUGAAACAUGGAAUAAAUAUCAGGAGGUUUUAAACCAUUAUGCAAGGCAAAACAACUUUGUGAUUAGGAAGAAACGAGUCGACAAUAGUCAUGAUCUACGCUAG